Molecule: messenger RNA, 1699 nt
Organism: Hordeum vulgare subsp. vulgare (domesticated barley)
Lineage: Eukaryota; Viridiplantae; Streptophyta; Magnoliopsida; Poales; Poaceae
Product: notchless protein homolog
Exons: 12
Coding region: 96-1523 (475 amino acids)
Biological process (GO): ribosomal large subunit assembly
Cellular component (GO): nucleolus
Molecular function (GO): protein binding
Source: RefSeq, a predicted model, not a curated record
AGCAGAGCAGACUCAGAGCAGCAGCCGCCGCCUCCCUCCCUCUUCCUCGUUUUCCGCCGCCGCCGCCGCCGCCGCCGCCGCCUCUCUUGAGCGUGAUGGACGCCGCCGCCGGCAACGGAAGCAGCGGCAGCGUGAUGUGCCAGCUGGUGAGCGCGGAGGGGGAGCACCUGGGCGCGGCGCUCUACCUGCCGCACAACGUCGGACCGCCGCAGCUCCAGGAGAUCGUCAACCACCUCCUACGCAACGAGGACAAGCUGCCCUACGCCUUCUACGUCGGCGACGAGGAGCUCUCCCUCCAGCUCGGCGCCUUCAUGCAACGCAACAACGCCAACGCCGAGGUCACCCUGCGCAUCGUCUACCAGCCGCAGGCAGUCUUCCGGAUCAGUCCCGUCAACCGCUGCUCCGCCACAAUCGCCGGCCACACGGAGGCUGUACUCACCGUUUCUUUCAGCCCCGACGGAACAUGUCUCGCCAGUGGUUCAGGUGACACCACCGUUCGCUUCUGGGACCUCAACACUCAGACCCCAUUGUACACAUGCAAAGGACACAAAAAUUGGGUUCUCUGCAUUGCAUGGUCACCUGAUGGGAAACAUCUUGUUAGCGGAAGCAAGUCAGGAGAGCUUAUAUUAUGGGACCCCAAAACAGGCAAUCAAUUGGGCACUCCUCUUACGGGGCAUAGAAAGUGGAUUACCGCUGUAUCUUGGGAGCCAGUUCAUUUGCAAUCUCCUUCCCGCCGUUUUGUAAGCGCAAGUAAAGAUGGCGAUGCACGAAUUUGGGACAUUACCACAAAGAAGUGUGUUAUUUCCCUUACAGGUCACACCAAUGCUGUGACCUGUGUCAAGUGGGGUGGAGACGGUUUGAUAUAUACAGGUUCUGAAGAUUGUUUAAUCAAAGUAUGGGAAACUACUCAGGGCAAGUUGGUCAAAACACUGCAGGGUCAUGGGCACUGGGUAAAUUCGCUUGCCUUGAGCACAGAAUAUGUUCUCCGCACUGGGGCAUAUGACCAUACCCGCAAGACAUAUUCUAGUCCAGAGGAAAUGAAAGAGGCAGCUCUUGCAAGAUACGAGAAGAUGAGGGGCAAUGCUCCUGAGAGGCUGGUCUCUGGUUCAGAUGAUUUUACCAUGUUUCUUUGGGAACCAACAAUUAGCAAACAACCGAAAGCUCGCAUGACUGGUCAUCAGAAGGUGGUGAACCAUGUGUACUUCUCCCCUGACGGGCAGUGGCUGGCGAGUGCCUCGUUUGACAAAUCGGUCAAGCUGUGGAACGGCAUCACGGGCAAAUUCGUCACAGCUUUCCGAGGGCAUGUCGCUGAUGUGUACCAGAUCAGCUGGUCCGCUGACAGUCGGCUUCUACUGAGUGGAAGCAAGGACUCGACCCUAAAGGUGUGGGACAUCCGGGCGCGCAAGCUGAAGCAGGACCUGCCAGGGCAUGCGGACGAGGUGUAUGCCGUGGAUUGGAGCCCCGAUGGCGAGAAGGUUGUGUCUGGUGGCAAAGACAGGGCCCUCAAGUUGUGGAUGAAUUAAGCUUGCUUGUAGUAUCACCAUGAAUGUUACUAAGAUGACAAAUGUGAUGAUCAAUUUAUUGAGCAUGUGGAUGAUGGGGUAGGAUAAGCAAGCUCAUGAAUGGUAGUUACUCUAGAUGCUUGUGUUGACGUUUGAUUUUUAUAUAUAAUUUAUAUACUAGCACUAGUAUUUGGUUU